AUGUCACAACAAAAUGAAGCCACUGCAACCCCAAAACAAAGGAGGAAGAAGGCAUGCUCCAAGUGUCAUGCUUUGAAGAUGAGGUGUAUAUAUGACAACUCCAAGUCACCUGUGGAAUGUGAGAGAUGUUUGGCCACUGGCCAAGAGUGCAACUUCAUGAGAUCAACGUUGGAAUCCGAAAUUUUGGAGCAGAUUUUGUUGAAAGUGGAAGCACUGGAAGAUUCUGUUACUCAGUUUGCAAGCUCAGCGCCUAUUGAACUGGAGGGGUCAAAAACUGGAUCAUCGCCCAAAGUGCUAGAAGAGCAGAACAGUGUGAUCAGCCAUAACAGACAGGAUUACCUUAAAAGCCUUCUUUGGACGGAAAGAACGAUAGAUCCAUUAGACACGCUGCCUGGGGCCAUUUCGCAGCUUUUGAGCCAUCUCCAGAUAAAUACUGCUGCCUUGGAUCAACAGUUUGAGGAAAGGCAAGCAGAGGACUUGAGAUGGUCUGUUAGUGAUUUGGAUGAAGCCAGCUCUGCAAAAUUACUCACAUUCUUUCGUCUCCAUCUGGCCAGAUAUCUUCCAGUUUUGAUAUUCAAUUACGUUCCACGAAUCACAGAGGAAAUGAAGGAGGAAUCGCCGUUCUUAUACUACACUAUCUUGGCCGUGUCGUCAAUGAACCACCAAUCCUAUCAACACUUUCAUUACUCGCUAAGAGAAGCGGUAAAACAAUAUCUUGAAAAUAUUGUUCCUGACAGUCUGUUUUUGCCUUCAGGAGUUCCAAUUGAUUUUUUGAGCCUCAUAAAUGAGAUAUUAGCGUGCUCCGUGGGGGCUGCCUGGCUGUGUGGAGACCUGGGCUACAAAAUGAGUUUGAUAGCCAGUGAUCUCGUUGGUAGAUUGACCCCAAAUGUUCUGAAGUCCCUGAAAAUAUCAUCUGAUCAGAAAAAUAUUGUUUAUUUUUUCAGUGUGAUGACAUUCAUCAUGGAGCAGCGUUACAGAAUAACGCAUUACAAAGUGCAGGACUUUGCACCAAACACCGAGAUGAUCCACCAAAGAGACCUAUAUGUUUCUCAGUACCUUCAGUCAAUUCAUUCCAACAGAAGGGACACCAGGAUUUCGCGUGGGGCAUUAAAGGCAGACGCCAAUGUCGAGCUAUGUGCGGUGAUUAUGGAUCUGCAGAAGAAGAUCGAAAAUACCAAAACUCCCAACCAAUUCCUGGAAUAUUCUCAUGAACUGGAUAUGUGGCUUUCAGACUGGAUUUGCAAGCUGGCAUGUAGCCUGACUUCUACCUCGUUGAAGCCACUGAUUGCGGCUUUUCAAUUUGUGAAACUUCAUCUGAAUAGCCAUGCUGCUUUCGUUUCAAUGUCUCACGCAAUACCGGGUAUAGAGUCUCAGCAUUUUCUUUCAAAGAGUGAAAGCAUAGCAUUGGAUACUCUUGAGAUGAUCAAGUAUGAUUCGGACAUAAAACGGCUUAUUUGCUUUGGACCUGGGUUUUUCGCGACGAUCUUUCUCACUGCCAUAGCCGUUCUUGCCAAGACGGUUUUGUUCGCUUCACAACUUAAUUAUCAGUGUGACGUCAAUAGGCUGAUGACGACAAUAGUUGAGUGCCACCAGAUUAUGCUUGAGCUUAUUCCAUAUACAAACUUUGCUGGAAGCAUUUCGGUUCACAGACUGGGAUUGUGUGUGGAAAAGCUGAAGAAACAGGUUGAGAAUAGCCCACCGAACCCUCCAGCAAAUACCAGUGUCGACCAAGCCCAUACGGCCUUCAAGAGCCAAUUUGGUUAUGAAGAUCAUCGUGGUUCCAAUAAAGCUCUUCCAAAAGAAUUGUUGACUUUUUCUGAAGCCUUCGACAGAAGAUCGCCUUCCGCAUUCGAUACUUUCAACUACCAGAGUCUCUGGAGCAAGAACCUGGACGACUAUGAUUUAUAA
Kuraishia capsulata CBS 1993 is the source of this 1908-nucleotide messenger RNA. RefSeq lists its product as uncharacterized. The transcript has a single exon. Gene Ontology annotation, molecular function: zinc ion binding; DNA-binding transcription factor activity, RNA polymerase II-specific. Gene Ontology annotation, biological process: regulation of DNA-templated transcription. Bases 1 to 1908 code for a protein of 635 amino acids. The record is from RefSeq and is a predicted model, not a curated record. NCBI's taxonomy places the organism in Eukaryota, Fungi, Ascomycota, Pichiomycetes, Pichiales, Pichiaceae.